Myxocyprinus asiaticus (Chinese sucker) is the source of this 2787-nucleotide messenger RNA. Its product is annotated as DNA-directed RNA polymerase III subunit RPC7-like. Lineage: Eukaryota; Metazoa; Chordata; Actinopteri; Cypriniformes; Catostomidae. The coding region runs from base 160 to 810 and encodes 216 amino acids. Gene Ontology annotation, cellular component: RNA polymerase III complex. The record is from RefSeq and is a predicted model, not a curated record. Gene Ontology annotation, biological process: transcription by RNA polymerase III. The transcript has 8 exons.
CCCAUCUCUGCUAAAUACUCUCUGCUGUGCCUCACACAUGGUCUUACAGUAAGUGUGUAGCUGUUGAUCUAUGCACACGUGUAGUGGACAGCUACAUGAGUUACAUGAAUUUGGUCCAUUGAAACUGAAACACAUUUUGAGAGGUGCAGAAAUCAAGUCAUGGCAGGAAGGGGUCGUGGAAGAAGCCAGUUUACCUUCAAUGUGGACGCUCUGGGUUUUGGGAGAGGAGACGCUUUACCCACAAGCUCACAAACACCUUCUCCUCUGUUUCCUCCUAUGCAGUUUCGUCCAGUGCCUCUGCAUACAGGAGAAGAGGUGGAGUAUAUGCUUGCACUUAAACAAGAGUUGAGAGCCUCCAGUAAGAAUCUGCCUUUCCACAUCAGAGCAGCCCAAACAAAGAAAGAUGUUGCUCGUUACUCUGAUAAAUAUCAAAAUGGAGAGCCAAAGAACAACAUCAUUGAAUGGAGUCCAGACUGGAGUCGACUGCCUAAAGAGCUUUGCAUUAAAGUACGAAAACCCCGGAAACCAAGUGCCAAACCACAACUCAAGCAAAGACCAAAAAUAUCUGUGGGCAAAGAAGAGGUUCUCAAAACACUAGAGACUCUGGAGAAGAAAGAGCAGGAGCAGCAUUCUGAGGAAGAGGAUGAGGAGAAGAAGAAACAGAACAAUGAGGAGGAGGAGCUGGACGGGGAUGAAGAUUAUGAUGAGGAAGAGCUUGAAGAUGAGACUGACUACAUCAUGUCUUACUUUGACAACGGAGAAGAUUUAGGAGCAGAUAGUGAUGACAAUAUGGAUGAAGCCGUCUACUAAUGAUUUUAAGAUACAUUUUAUGUAAGGUUUUUGUCAUUAGGGAUGGCAAUUUGAAAUGAAUGAGUUCUGGAGUACCAAGCUAUGAGGUUCAACAUACCAAAAAACAAGGAGAGGACGCAUGCGAACAAGAAGUGUCUUAAUUCAAGCACAUUCUCUGUCCUAACUGUCACAUAUUGAAUCAAGCCAUGACAAGUGACUGACUUCAGUUUCAUUGCUAAUACUAUUGAGACACAGAUGCUGCUACUGAGAUGUUGAGUUCAUCUUUUUGUGCUGUGAUUUCUACGCUGCUUGACAUAAACUGCAAAAGUGAUCAACAUACACUACUGGUCAAAAGUUUUGAAACACUUGACUGAAAUGUUUCUCAUGAUUUUAAAAAUCUUUUGAUCUGAAGGCGUAUGCUUAAAUGUUUGAAAUCAGUUUUGUAGAUAAAAAUAUAAUUGUGCCACCAUAUUAAUUUAUUUCAUAACAAAACUAAAAUUGUAUUUAAAAAAAAUUUUUUUUUGAAAUUGAUGACUUGGAACAAAUAAUAAAGAAAAGCAGCCAAUAAGUGCCCAACAUAGAUGGGAACUCCUUCAGUACUGUUUAAAAAGCAUCCCAGGGUGAUACCUCAAGAAGUUGGUUGAGAAAAUGUCAAGAGUUCAUGUCUGCAAAUUCUAGGCAAAGGGUGACUACUUUGAAGAUGCUAAAAUAUAACACAGUUUUGAUUUAUUUUGGAUUUUGUUUAGUCACAACAUAAUUCCCAUAGUUCCAUUGAUGUUAUUCCAUAGUUUUGAUGACUUUACUAUUAUUCUAAAAUGUGAAAAAUACAAUUAUAAUAAAGAAUGAGUAAGUGUUUCAAAACUUUUGACCAGUAGUGAACAUGCUGCUGCUUUUCUGGCUGUGUGCUGUAAUGUUACUGAAACAACCAAGACAAUCUCAUUGAGUACUUUUAUAUUAAGAAAAAUAUAUUGGCUCAAAUGGACCAGCUUUAAAAAAAGGAAAGAGGUCAUCAUUCCUGUUUGUGCAGGAGAGGACACUAUAAAACAUUUUAGUUUGUGUAUUUAGUGCACCACUCGUUUACACCUGAUAAUGUCUAGAUUUGUGAAUUACUGCUGUUUAAGACUAUUUUAAAUGGUUUUAGACUAAUUUAAACCUUUAAGUUUUUUUGAGCGUUCCUUGUGUGUAAAUGUUAUUUAAAGUAAUAAUUCACCCAAAAGUGAAUCAUUUUGCCAUUAUUUACUGAUAAGGGAAGAUCAUCAGUGAAUAAAGACAUACAUUUCAGUCCUGCAGUGCAAUAGGCAGGGUUGGGAGGGUUACUUUUGAAAUGUAUUCAACUACAGAUUACAGAAUACAUGCUGUAAAAUGUAAUUUGAAACGUAUUCCGUUAGAUUACACAAGGUCAGUAACAUAUUCUAAAUACUUUGGAUUACUUCUUCAGCACUGGUAGAUUUUUUCACUUGUUUUUACUAUAAACAAGUGAAUAAAGUAAGAAAAUACACUUCACUGUAAAAAUACAUUCUUUGAAAAAAAACUUAUGCAGUUUUGCUGCUCAACUAAACUUAUUUGUUUUUAAGGAUUUUUAGAUAUUUUUACAGAAAAACAAUGUUUAAAUUCUCAUUAAUACCAUUUUUGCAGUUAGGAUUAGGUUAGACUAAAUAUUAAAUGAAACAAAUGACAAUAAAAUGCAAAGUAAUCUCUUCAGUAAUCAAAAUACUUUUUGAAUGUAACUAUAUUCUAAUGACCAUUGGAAUACAGUUACUAAUAUUUAGUAUUUUACAUACGUAAUCCUGUUACAUGUAUUCCGUUACUCCCCAACACUGGCAAUAGACCGUAUCAAAGUCUUUCUAGCAAGUCAGUCCACUGUCGGCCAUCUUUGGAACGCUCUCGGGACGCUAUUUCCAGUCAUGCCAGUGCAGCUCCUAUCGACUUGAAUGGGGGAACGCUUGGUCAAGAUUACGAUCAAAGAACAUAUUUCAAAUAAGCAAUAAAAUCUGACAA